Messenger RNA from Cylas formicarius (sweet potato weevil), 1834 nucleotides. RefSeq names its product cytochrome P450 4C1-like. Bases 152 to 1675 code for a protein of 507 amino acids. Gene Ontology annotation, molecular function: monooxygenase activity; heme binding; oxidoreductase activity, acting on paired donors, with incorporation or reduction of molecular oxygen. Lineage: Eukaryota; Metazoa; Arthropoda; Insecta; Coleoptera; Brentidae. The record is from RefSeq and is a predicted model, not a curated record. The transcript has 11 exons.
CUAGGAAUUAACAAUACAAUAUAAACUUCGAUGACGGCGAACAUUCACCGAAUUUUGGCUAUCUGCGCGUAUAGGCUCUCAAGAUAUUAAGCAAUAAACAAUUACAAACUAUUGAUAACUCAAAGCGAUAAAAUAAAAUUGCAAAUUUUUCAUGGUAGCUACCAUGUAUCAGAAAUUGCAGUUUUAUUUCAACAUCAUCCUCAAUUGGAAGCUGCUGGUAUGCCUCGUUCUUCUCAAAUACGUUUUAGUUUUAUACAGAACUCGCAGAUUAUUGAAAUUUUCAUUCGACCACAACGGACCCGCAUAUUUUCCGCUGGUAGGAAAUUGGUAUUGGCUCAUCGGAAAAGCGAAUUUGAGUGCGUUUAUAGAUCUGAAACGACGUUUUUCGUUGCCCUGCAAUUUGUGGCUUUCGCAAACCUGUUACAACUACGUCACUGAUGUGCCGCACGAAGUGAAAACCAUCCUGACUCAUCCGAACAGCUACGAGAAGGCGACGUUUUACAGCAAUUUCGUCUCCGAUCUGUUUGAGAACUCGCUGGCAGUUGACAAGUGGGAAAAAGCUAGGCUACAGAGAAGAUUCGUAUCAAAAACUUUUUCAUUGAACUACCUAAGACAGUUUACUCACUCGUUUCACACAAACAUUUCCACGCUACUUGAACGCGUAUCUUCCAUCAGUACCGUAGAGGAGCUUAUCCAGGUUACCAGCGAAAGGACAGCGUGUAGUAUUUUGGUAAAUAUAAUGGGCCUGAAAUCGGAAAAUUUUGUCAAAGAAUUGGUCUACCACCUCACAUGCUACCAGAAGUGUUUUUAUAAUAAAACUUAUUCGAGGGCGCUUCCUCCGCGGCUUUGGAGACGUUUUACGAGUCAAGGGCGCGAGGCUGUCCAUCACUAUUCGAGAAUGAGAGAUCUAAUAAGAACUGGUUUAAAAUUAUUUCAGGCGACCAAAUUGAGGAAGCAACAGAUAAAAGCGGCAGACGACGAAGACACCGAAAAAAUGACAUUUUUCGAUUUGCAUAUUCUCGGACGAAGCCCAUACACUGAAAAUGAGUUUGAAGACGAACUCUUUCUCUUAAUAUUAGCGGGUAUUUCUACGACCGCCGUAACCAUAAGUUUAGCACUUGCGCUUCUUGGAAUGCAUGCCAGUGUCCAGGAGACGUUGUACGAAGAAGUGAAGAGAUGCGUCGAAUCAGAAACCGCGAUUUUGCAUGAAGACAUCCAAGAGCUCAAAUUUAACGAGCAAGUCAUUCUCGAGACUUUAAGGUUAUUUCCAGCACUUCCUUUCCUGGGUCGUUACGUUCGUAACGAUAUUGACUUGGGCACGAAGAUAAUACCAAAAGGUUCUAACGUGAUACUGCCUUUAUAUUUAAUACAUCGGAAUGAAAAAUUUUGGCCAAAUCCAGAAAAAUUCGACCCCGAUCGAUUUUCGUCACAGAAUUUGGCAAACAUUGUACCAGGGUCGUACGUUCCGUUUUCGAUGGGCGGGAGAGACUGCAUCGGGAAGACAUACAGUAUGAUUUUUAUGAAAAUGGUUGUCGCUAACGUCGUCAAAACAUUUAAAAUCGAGUCCAACAAUCAAAGUGUGGAGGACUUUAAAAUUGCUUCGCACAUAGACUUAAGACCGAACGGAUAUAUAGAAUGUAGAUUUAUCCCUCGCGAUAUGGGAUAUAACAAGUGAAAUAAAAAUAUUGGAAAACCUUAUUAUUAUUAAUUAUUAAAUACUGCAAAGUGGUAAACAAAUAUUGUGGACGUUUUUCAAAUGUCCGUAUUUGGAGAGGAAUAUAUAAAUAUAAAUUAAGUUUCAGCUAAUUUUACAUUUAUUUAAAGUCUUUAAAAU